ACCUAUGCGAAGAGCCUAGUUUGACACGAUAUUAGCAAAUUUUAUGGGCAUGGUUAUGCCAAGCGCUCUUAUCAUUUUAUAUUUGGUCUUAUCAGUAAAGAGGGCGUAGGUGUACCGCCUUAUCAGUUUUUCCAGCAAAGCAAUGAAGCAUAAAUAACGCUGUGGUCAAAAUUGUAAGCACUUAGUAGCAAAACGCACUCCAAAUAAAAUAUUCUCUGAAUGCAAUACAAAAACAAAAUGAAGAGCGAUAAAUAUUUACCCCCAGAGGCACCAGCAUAUGGGUUCCCGUCUGCACCAUCAGAGACACCACAGGACUGCCAACCUCCUGGCUAUUCUCAGCAGGAAUAUCAUAGGUACGGUUACUCCCAAGCCACCCAAAACGUAUUCCCCCAGAGAACGCAACCCCAACAGGUAUAUACCCAGCACCCACAUCCACCACCGCUGCAAAGCUUUGGCCCGCUACCUCCACACACCUAUGGUCUGCCCAAGCCGCCACAACCACCAGCGCAGAGCAUAGUUCAAGUGCGACCCAGUGGCUGUUUCAACCGCGAUAAAACCAAUAGGCCGCAAAUGAAUGUCUUAAGUGCAGCUACGCUCAUCUUCAUCUCGGGCGGUAUGAACAUUGCGUGGAGCAUUGGAUUCCGCAGGACUGUUUACUUGUAUCUAACAACGCAUCUGCGCAUAGCUUGGUUCAUUGGUGCCAUUAUCGGAGCGGCAAUAAGCGGAUUUGUUCCCAAGAUGGUCCCAAAGAGGGCGAUCACGCUAUUUUGCUCGAUGCUGGUGCUUAUAAGCGGUAUAUUGAAUGCCAGCACCCAUCAAAAUAUGGAUGCUCUGACGGCUGCUCUGUAUUUAAAUGGCAUUGCCAAUGGAUUGGUAUUGGCUCCAACACUGGCGCUUGCCGGGGAGUUGGCAGGUAGCGCAGGUAGCUCUCACAGCUAUUGGGAAACGAUGUGGUCUUUUAUCCCAUUUGGCGCCUGUCGUCUGUUGGGUAGCUUCAUAGCCUGCUUUUGGAUGGACUCGAUCGGACGCAAGAAGUCAACUCUUCUUGGGCUCGUCGCAUGCGGGGGCCUGGCAUUUGGAAUAGCCAGUCAAUUCCAUCACCCGAUCUACAAUGGUGUUACAAUUAUGCUAGAUAUAUUUCAGUUAUUUGCUGGCGUGGCUUUUGCGGCCUCCUCUGCAUACCUGGCCGAGGCGUAUCCAUUAAUUGUUAAGCAGCACUUUAUUAGUGUUACCUUCAUUGUCGAGCUGCUUGUGUUUAUUAUCAUAUCCACUUGUGACAUCACUAACGAGUUCUUUUACGUUAUCGGCGGCAUCUACACGGCCGUCUUUAUAAUGGCUAUGUGGUGCCUGCCUGAGACACAAAGAACUACACUACGCGAGUCACAAAAGAAGUUCAGAGGCUGCUGCUAAUAUACGCCACAAAAAAUGCAAUAAUAUAAAUACAAUAAAAAUAAAUAUAUAUGCGUAGUACUAUUUUAAGUUUAUAUCGCGAACGGACUGUAAUUUUGUUAAAGUAUUGAUUUAAUGCACAUCUAUAAAUGUGUCUUCCACUUAUAUCAUGUAGCCAUUGGAAAUGUAUAAAUAGGAACAAUAAAUAAACAGAAAAUUAAAAAGAAAAACAA
Molecule: messenger RNA, 1622 nt
Organism: Drosophila virilis
Lineage: Eukaryota; Metazoa; Arthropoda; Insecta; Diptera; Drosophilidae
Biological process (GO): transmembrane transport
Cellular component (GO): membrane
Molecular function (GO): transmembrane transporter activity
Source: RefSeq, a predicted model, not a curated record